This is a messenger RNA of Phragmites australis (common reed), 991 nucleotides long. RefSeq names its product xyloglucan endotransglucosylase protein 7-like. Gene Ontology annotation, molecular function: xyloglucan:xyloglucosyl transferase activity; hydrolase activity, hydrolyzing O-glycosyl compounds. The record is from RefSeq and is a predicted model, not a curated record. Bases 44 to 949 code for a protein of 301 amino acids. Lineage: Eukaryota; Viridiplantae; Streptophyta; Magnoliopsida; Poales; Poaceae. Gene Ontology annotation, biological process: cell wall biogenesis; xyloglucan metabolic process. The transcript is spliced from 3 exons. Gene Ontology annotation, cellular component: cell wall; apoplast.
AAUCCACACACCCCCCUGCAUCACUCGACCCAACGAGAACAACAUGCCGAGACCUAUGUUUAAAUCGGCAGCAGCAGUGGCGGCAGUGUUCGUUGCAUGCCUCGCGACAUGCUCGAGAGCGAGCAGAGCAGGUGGUUUUUACGAGGACUUCGACGUGAUAUGGGACGAGGAGCACGUCAGGGUCACGGACGACGGCGGGCGGCGGCAGGUGGUGACGCUCACCCUCGACAACGCCUCCGGCUCCGGGUUCCAGUCCAAGGACCAGUUCCUGUUCGGAGAGUUCGCCAUGGAGAUGAAGCUCGUGCCCGGCGACUCGGCCGGCACUGUCGCCACUUUCUACCUGACUUCGGAAGGAGACGCGCACGACGAGAUCGACUUCGAGUUCCUGGGGAACGUCAGCGGCGAGCCGUACGUGAUGCACACCAACGUGUUCGUGCAGGGGACAGGGAACAGGGAGCAGGAGUUCUACCUGUGGUUUGAUCCCACAGCGGAUUUCCACAACUACACCGUCCUCUGGAACCCAAACAACAUCAUCUGGACGGUGGACGGCGUGCCGGUGCGCGUGUUCAAGAACCACGAGUCCUCGGGCGUGCCGUACCUCGGCGGCCAGGCGAUGAGGGUGCACGCGAGCCUGUGGAACGGCGAGAGCUGGGCGACGCAGGGCGGGCGGGUGAAGACCAACUGGUCCGACGCGCCGUUCGUCGCGUCGUAUGGGAGCUACGCCUACGCGGCCACCGCCUGCGUCGCCGGCGACGGCGCGUCCUCCGGCUGCCCGCCCAAUGCCGCGCCGGGCGACGCCGGCUCGUGGAUGGACCGCCAGCUGGGACCCGACGACGAACGCGCGAUCGCGUGGGCGCGGGAGAACUACAUGAUCUACGACUACUGCAACGAUCCGUGGCGGUUCCCGCAGGGCCGGCCGGCCGAGUGCAACCUCGACAGGCACGGUUGAUGGCUACCUGGCCGUGUCGUCGCGGAUUGUUUGGUUGAUUGU